CUUCCAUGGGCCCACAUUUUUCAAAGCCCAAAGUCCCUCAAGACCUUGGCCCAAGACAAGUGCACUUCACGCGUGACCAAACUAGGGUUUUUGGGGAAACUGAUAUUAAAACCGCAAAGCCCUUCACCUUUGCAUCACCACAGAGAGGAGCAGGCAGCCAUGGCAAGGAUCAAGGUACACGAGUUAAGGAACAAAUCAAAGACAGAGCUGUUGAGCCAGCUCAAGGAUUUAAAAGCUGAACUUUCUCUCCUUCGUGUGGCCAAAGUGACUGGUGGUGCCCCCAACAAGCUCUCCAAGAUUAAGGUGGUGAGGCUAUCGAUUGCCCAAGUGUUGACAGUGAUAUCCCAGAAACAGAAGGCUGCAUUGAGGGAAGCCUAUAAGAGGAAGAAGUUUUUGCCUCUUGAUCUCCGUCCCAAGAAGACCAGAGCUAUUCGUCGCCGCCUUACCAAGCACCAGCAAUCAUUGAAAACAGAGCGGGAGAAGAAGAGGGAGAUGUACUUCCCAAUGAGGAAGUAUGCCAUUAAGGUGUAAGCUUGACAUUAAUUUUGGAGGCAUAACUUUGUGUUAGAUUCAAAGUGCAUACUCAAGGAUAUUGUUUGAAUUUUGUUGUUGAAUUUCACUUUCCUUAUGAUCUUUCCUUUUUCGAGUUUUCUUUCUCUCUUCUAUGAAUUAAUCGAACUAGAAGUGUUGAUUGAGCCUUUCUUUUAUAAAAUUGUAUGCUUCAUUGCAUUUAUCAUA
This is a messenger RNA of Durio zibethinus, 738 nucleotides long. Its product is annotated as large ribosomal subunit protein uL29. Gene Ontology annotation, molecular function: mRNA binding; structural constituent of ribosome. NCBI's taxonomy places the organism in Eukaryota, Viridiplantae, Streptophyta, Magnoliopsida, Malvales, Malvaceae. Gene Ontology annotation, biological process: translation; maturation of LSU-rRNA from tricistronic rRNA transcript (SSU-rRNA, 5.8S rRNA, LSU-rRNA). The record is from RefSeq and is a predicted model, not a curated record. Gene Ontology annotation, cellular component: ribosome; cytosolic large ribosomal subunit.